Messenger RNA from Penicillium cosmopolitanum, 843 nucleotides. RefSeq lists its product as uncharacterized. The coding region runs from base 1 to 843 and encodes 280 amino acids. The transcript has a single exon. Lineage: Eukaryota; Fungi; Ascomycota; Eurotiomycetes; Eurotiales; Aspergillaceae. The record is from RefSeq and is a predicted model, not a curated record.
AUGCGAUCCAGUGUUCUUCUCCCGCAGUUUUUCCUACCACCGUCCGCUAUCAAGCUGGGACGUUUCGUCACCAAUAUUGAUGAGCCUCACCGAGAUUACCUUGAUCCGAGACUAGAGAAGACUUUCAGCAUUAUCGAGAAAGUUGCAACCCAGUACGACAGCGCUGACUCUCUUAGGAACCAACGUAAAUUUGGUUCUGAGCUCACCGCAUUCCUCUCCUCCACCGUGUCAAGCCGCAUGAACACCUCGAUUCACAUCAACACGAAACAAGUGAAGACCUAUUACUUAGACAACAAUGGGCAGUGGUUCCGGGAUAUCGUGAAAUCGGAAGAUGUUCGGAAGUGGAUUGAGCGUACUAUCGAUGAGGGAGAGGACAUAUAUGUUGUAGUUGGCUACCAUACUGUCUUGGAUGCUCGUAUCGCCGAGCAAUCACGAGAACAAAAGGCCCUGGAUGGUAAUCUAGCUAUUCCAAUCUCGAGUGCGCUGUUGGCAACAGGAGUUGUUGCGCCAUUUGGCGAACUCGCUGAUCCUAGACUGGCCGGGUCUAGUGGGCGUGCGGAAGACUUGCAACGGCAGUUUGUGGCCCAAGGCGAGCAAAUUUUCGCGGUUCAGUAUCGCAAAGUCCGAUUUCGGUUCCUGUCAAGCAAAAGUGUUGACAAUGCAACACUAGCUAAAGAGGCAAGAUGGGAGAGAUAUGAUCGCCCUCGUUACCUCCAAAGCGACAUGGAAGACAUGAUAGAGGUCGCGCUGGAUGAUGAUCUGUCACUCGAAGGUGACCGUGACAAGUAUAUAGCGGGACCGGAGGAAAUCAUCUUUUCGAAUACGGGCGUUGAUUCAGGAUAG